Molecule: messenger RNA, 405 nt
Organism: Protopterus annectens (West African lungfish)
Lineage: Eukaryota; Metazoa; Chordata; Ceratodontiformes; Protopteridae
Product: pleckstrin homology-like domain family A member 2
Exons: 1
Coding region: 1-405 (134 amino acids)
Biological process (GO): positive regulation of apoptotic process
Molecular function (GO): phosphatidylinositol phosphate binding
Source: RefSeq, a predicted model, not a curated record
AUGAGCCCCAAGAUUGGAGAUGUGUUGAAGGAAGGUCCGAUUGAAAAGAGGAGUGACAGUUUUCUGCAGCUAUGGAAGAAGAAGUGGUGUGUGCUGACAAAGGAGGGUCUACACUUACUCAACAGCCCAGGAAAAAAAUGUGGGAAAUGUAAAGCACUGACUUUCUGUUCCAUCGAUAAGGUGGAAUGUGUGGAAAGAAAAGGAAGUUUGCUUUACUUCACUGUGGUCACAACAAGUGGCCAGGAAAUAGACUUCCGAUGUGAGGAGCGCACGUGUUGGAAUGCUGAGAUUACUCUUGCUUUAGUGAGAUUUCAGAAUGAGAAAGCUGUGCAGGUACUGAGGGCCAGGAAAGAGCAUGAACGUGGACAGCUGGGGCACAAGAAAAGAAUGUGGUCUUCUCGAUGA